AUAUGGCUAACAGCUGCUGAGGAACAUCAACGUUCUCUUUGAUGGCUCUGCCAACUCCAUGCUCUCAGAUGACAUGAUGAAACCUCCAAUCUCCUUCCCCAAUCUUAAAUCGACAUCAUCCUCAUCACAGGUGAAGCAGGAGGGUGAGAGGAGGGGUGACUCCAUCUCUGACUGCAGCGAGGAUGACGACGAACAAAAGGGAAGGACUGGAAGGAAACAUCAGUCUAAGAACCUGGUGGCUGAGAGGAAGAGAAGGAAGAUGCUCAGUGAAAGGCUCUAUGCCCUCCGCUCCCUCGUGCCCAAGAUCACCAAGAUGGAUAGGGCAUCCAUCUUGGGUGAUGCCAUAGAGUAUGUAAAGGAGCUGCAGAUGCUAGUGAAGGCACUACAGGAGGAGCUGGAUGAGACAACUGAGGAAGAGCACAACAACCAUGGCGGCUUUAGCGUCAUGGAGGAGCGGGUUGAGGAAUUCUCAUCCACUACUCAUCACCUGCUGCAUAUCCCCAACAUCAACAAUGACUCUUCCGAUGACAAGGCUCAGCAGCAGCAAAUGGAGAAAAGUAGUGGUGGUUUUGCGAGCCUAAUGUAGGCCAUGGAUGCCUUGGGCCUCGAAGUAAUCCAUGUUAAUAUCACUACUUACAUGAGCCUCGUUCUUAAUGUCUUCAAAGUCGAGAUGAGGGAUAACGAAGCUAUACAGGCAGAGCAUGUGAGGGAUUCACUUCUAGAGCUCACCCGCAAUCCCAAUGGUUGGCCUUCCCCUGUACCUAAAUUGCAGCAUGUCCACUUGCGGGAGCUCGCCACCAAUCGGCGCCGCCAACUUCUCCAGCACCCAUAUUUGAUACGGUUGUUUAAUAUACAAUGUUUUGAAUAUUUUUAGUCUAAGAUUUUUCUUCUUUCUUGAAAUUAACCAUAUUAAGCAGUUUUAAAUCACUCCCUUUUGUCUGAA
This is a messenger RNA of Amborella trichopoda, 943 nucleotides long. The record is from RefSeq and is a predicted model, not a curated record. Lineage: Eukaryota; Viridiplantae; Streptophyta; Magnoliopsida; Amborellales; Amborellaceae.